GGGUUCCGGCUGUCAGUGACCCGAGAGGAUCUCAUAGUAUUCAAUGUCUGUCUGUCUGUGGAGGGGAGGAGGAUGGCCGUGCUGGACAGACUGACAUUCCUACAGCAGCUGCCCAUCCUGUUAAAAGGAACCUCUGAUGACGACAAUCCAUGCCCUGGGUACCUGUAUGAGGAAAUUGCCAAGAUUUCCCACGAGUCUCCUGGAAGCUGUCGUUGUCUCCUGGAAUAUCUGCUGAACCGUCUGCAGAGCAGCUCCUGCCAUGUGAAGCUGAAGGUGCUGAAAAUCCUCCUAUAUCUCUGCACACUGGGAUCAGCCCAGUUUGUCCAGGAUCUCAGAAGAAAUGCUUCAUUUAUCCAGGAAGCGGCAGCUGUCGGUGGCCCCCCGGAUCCUCUUCAUGGUGUAAGCUUGUACCAGAAGGUCCGAGCUACAGCACAGGAUGUCGUGGGCAGCUUGUACUCUGAUGCCUCUUCUCGCUCUAUACCUGUGGUGACAUUUAGGGAGACGCCCCAUGCAGGCAUGGGCACUCAGACCUUACACCCACUGGCUAUGCAGGGCUUUGGAUAUUCCCAGGAGAAACCAGAUCUGGGUGUGUCUAGCGACACAUUACUCGGCGGCAUACAGCGAGCAGCUGUAAAAGUGACGCAGGCAGUGUUAGCCGGAUCGGCGUCAGCCUCUCCCUGCAUCAGUGGGCAGGCCGAUGACUCCUACAAACCAGUCACAGUGCCCACAGAGAACUGGAAGCCCUCUGGCGUAACGUCUCCACUGGCACACAGUGUUCGAGUUACUCAUCGCACCGGAGUUCCUGGAGGUGGAUGGGAUGAGACGGACAGUGGACACAGUUCCCAGGAGUCCUCGCACGGAAAGUCCUCUCAGAGCCAGUCGUCUGAAGCUGGUAGCAAAUCGGGAAGUGAUGGCCAAUCAAAAAGCAACAACCGAGAAAACUCAGAGACCACUGACAGGGUGGAACACACGCACCUUGGGGACUGUGUGCAGGAGGCUCAGCUGGUCUGGGCGAUAACGAGAGGAAACAAAGUAUUUCUUACCCAAGAAGAGAUGCAGCACUUUGUGAGAGGGUGUUCGAUGUUGAAUUGCGAAGUGGUUUUUGAGAUGUUAAACCAUUCACUCUUGGAUGACGGUACAUGCGUCAAGCUGAGAUCCAUGUGUGCCAUGUCUUCUCUUAUGACCUCUGACCUCCUGUCACAUGACCACAUGUUAGCAGUGGUCCGGCAAAAUCUGCAGAAGUUAAGUGGUGGUUCUCCUGGACCAGUAACACACAAAGCUACCAAGAUCCUGCGGCAGUUUGAGGCACUUACCCAGACUUCCUCUGGGCAAAGGGCUGCAAAUCAAAUUACAGUCGCUACUCCACCUCCGUGUCCAACAGAUAUACUGAGCCACGUUAACCCUUGGCCAGAAGAGGAGGGAAUUCUGCAACCAGUUAGUGUCCCUUCUUCACCGACCCCUGCAUCAGUGGGAACAAUUCCUGAUGUAAAUGGGGUCAUAAGGAAAAUAGAACCCGAGGAAGACUCACAAAGUGUGUGUCCUUUAGAGUUAAAUGGACAAAGUGCGGUGCAGGGCUGUGUAUCCCUCUUUGAUGGCAUGGAGAUAGUUCACCCACUAGGAAAUACUGACCUUGUGGACUUAUUAAAAAACCAAUCGGCUACAAUCAUAGGAGUCAGAGACAGAAGAACAUCUGAAGCUGUGGAUUCAAGGCUCCAUUCCUCCUCUGUCUUCUCCUUUUUGAACUCCUGAGGUUAUAACAGCAAAUCUAUACUUGUACAAUGUUUAGCUCAUGGACUUGGCUGAUUAUCUCAGAGAUACAAAUUUAACUUUAACUUGAGUUUAGCCGCUUCCAACCGCAGCUGUCAGAUUUAAAGCUUCAGAGAGAUGGAAUCUGAUGGGAGUUGAUGCAAACUAACAGCUGCGGGAACAAUGCCAAAAUGUAAUUUCCAGUUACAGUAUUUGAAACACGCGAUGUCCCGUUUUUAAAAUAAGUUUAUAUAACUUCAUCCAAUCACUGGUAACAAUCUGCUGGUAAUUCACGUCAAACCUUCUAGUAUAAUUUAAUGGGUUUAAGAACAUUGAGAUCAUGGAACACACAGGUUAAAGAACAGAUUGUAGACAUAAAUCCCUUUUAUUCUCAGCUGGAUGCUGUCCAUUAAAUUGCAGGAGCAGUAAAGGCUGCUUGUAUAGCCGACUCAGGAUUAUUCAGUAAAAUGGGAAUUAUUGGGAAUUCGAUAACCAAAUAGAUAUUUGGCUGAAAAUUUCAAAUUUCACAUUGAAUUCCUGUGUGGUCACACUUUACUGAAUAGCCGGUCUUUUCUGCAUUAGCCGAUCCCUUACUGAAAAAUAAGUAAAUCAUUAUUCCACAUUACCGAUUUAAUUACAGAGUAUCUGCACAUCUAAUAAUGUAAAUGGGAUUAUUUAAUAAACUGAAUUUUGUGGAGAAUUGACAUGGAAUUUGUAGGAUAAAAAUAAAAGAAAUAUAAAAUAUUU
Pelobates fuscus (common spadefoot toad) is the source of this 2493-nucleotide messenger RNA. RefSeq names its product TEPSIN adaptor related protein complex 4 accessory protein (gene TEPSIN). The record is from RefSeq and is a predicted model, not a curated record. Lineage: Eukaryota; Metazoa; Chordata; Amphibia; Anura; Pelobatidae. The coding region runs from base 73 to 1749 and encodes 558 amino acids. The transcript is spliced from 13 exons. Gene Ontology annotation, cellular component: trans-Golgi network membrane.